Molecule: messenger RNA, 678 nt
Organism: Enterobius vermicularis (human pinworm)
Lineage: Eukaryota; Metazoa; Nematoda; Chromadorea; Rhabditida; Oxyuridae
Source: the annotation of a GenBank genome assembly
AUGUUUUGCGAAAACCGUUCAAGAGUAUUGCUUGAUGCAGAAAUCUCUGCAAUUGCAGCGAAUAUUCAAAGAUGUUUAACUGCUGCGGGUACUAAGAUUGGAGUCAAUAAAAGCAUCGUGAGAGCAACCAGCGAAUGUAUUGCUAUUUAUAAGGAGUUGGAAGUGUUAAUUGAAUUUGUUAAAGGCGCUGUAGAUGUCAGUGAAAUUGAUUUGGAAGAAAUAAACGAGGAUUUAGAAAAGUUUCUAAAUUCCGAACGAGUGAUCAAUUUAACACGCUACAUCUCGCAGAAAGAGGAAGAACUAAGAGAACUGGAAACUCAUUUAAAGCUAACUGAGGAGUUCAGACAUCAAAUGGCCGAGCAAGGAAACCCAGAGUUCUUGGAAAGCACAUCUAGCGAGGAGGAUGAAGGACCCGAAGAGAUCUCGUCAAAACCCAAGGGUUUAGAGAAACCUGAUGAACAUGAAAUUCUUGAUGAAGUAGAAGUUAAGCGAAGAACGAAAGUAAGGAAAAAGUCCAGAAAGAAAAAACUUGUCAAAGUAGAUAGAGGCGAGUACUCCGUUGACGUUGCAAGGAGAAACUGGCAGGAUCGGACAUCGCGAGAGAUGGUCAAACAGAUGAACCUCACAAGAGACUCCCCGUUUUGCGAUGUUGUUUGUUAUAAAACUUUGAACAUUUAA